GCGGACAGUUUGUGUUUGGCAUUUGAGAGAAUAGUUUCGCCGGCAAAGUGUGCACUUUUUAUUAAAUUUUGUAGUCAGCAAACACUUUUUAAACUAUGGGAAGAUAUGUGGUAUAUGACUGUGAUGUGGGUAUCGAUGACGCCUGGGGUCUGAUGAUGCUCAUCAAAGCUGAGGAAGCAUACAAAAGGCGUCCCGAUCUAGCGAAUUCCCCUAAAAAGUUUGAAAUAAUUGGCAUCACAUGCGUGCAAGGAAACACUGAUGUCGAUCAUGCGGUAAUAAAUACACUCAGAGUGUUGGACGCAAUUAAUAGAAAUGAUUUGCCAGUCUAUAAGGGUUGCAGUAGUCCGAUUCUACAAAGACAUUGGGAAAAUCCCGAAAUUUUUCAUGGAAAAGAUGGCUUUGGCGAUGUCCAGCAUGAAAAGCAAGUCAAUUUAGAUUUAGUAAGACCGGAGCAUGCGGUAAAUGCGAUGUAUGAUUUUGUUUGCAAGCAUCCGAAAAUGGUCGACUUUAUAUUAGUGGGACCACUGACAAAUUUUGCGAUGUGCAUCAAUAUGUAUGGCUCGAAAUUCGUAGAUAAUAUUGGAAACAUUUUCAUUAUGGGCGGCAAUUACCAGGGCCAAGGCAACGUCACCAAGAGUGCCGAGUUUAAUUUUAUGAUGGAUCCAGAAGCGGCACACAUUGUUUUGAACAGCAUAAAUACCCCUUUGACGCUACUCCCGUGGGAAACCUGUAUCGGUGAACUUUUUGGCAUUUCACUUGAUUGGCGCUUAAAUGUUCUUGGAUCUAUACAAAGUCCUUUCAUCGAGCUGCUGAAUCUUGUGGAACGUUCGGUUUUUAUACCAAAAGGUAUUGAAGGUUGGCUAGCUUCUGAUGCGGUGCUUGUUGCAGCCUACCUAUUCCCUCACUUGACAGUAAAAGUGAGUCGACUGUAUCACGCAGCCGUCGAACUGACUGGCACCCACACCCGUGGUCAAAUGGUUAUCGAUCACUUGAAACAGGAAAAGGACAAUGCGCAUAUAAUUAUGGAAGUCAAUAGCGAGCAAUACAAACGAAUUAUUGCGUGGACUGCGGGUUUAGAAGGUGUGGAUAUGGAAUGUGAGCUGGGAAAAGAUUAAUGCUAUCAAUUUGAAAUUAUGUUCAAUAUAAAACCAAAAUUGAAGUUCCUAACUGUUCCCUAUUGUUUGUGUUAUAUAUAAAUGAUUUUCAAAGUGUGUUAAAAUAUUGUGAUAUUCAUGUAUACGCAGAUGAUGUCCAAUUAUAUAUCAGCUGCCCUUUUGUAUCCAUCAAUACUUGCAUUAAUAACCGCAACACUGACUCAGAUAACGUUAGCAAAGAGGCCUGUGACAAAGGGUUACUUUUAAAUCCGAGUAAAUUUCAGUGUAUCAGCAGACUUUCAAGCUUGAAGGCUAUUAUGAAGCGAAAUUGAACAACACUACUAGAAAUCUAGGAGGAAUUUUCAAUAGAACUCUAUGGUGGAAUAACCACAUUUACAGUGCAAUAGGCAAGGUCUAUGGGAUGCUCCGUUCAUUAUCAGCUAUUCAGCACUUUACCCAAUGAAAAUAGGAGUAGUAAACUUAAUGUCCUCUACAAUGCUGCUUCCCAAGGUAAUUUACUCUAGUGAGCCCAAAUAUCUUGUCGCACGAAUUUAUUUUACUAGAUCGGUCUGAUC
Messenger RNA from Anastrepha obliqua, 1669 nucleotides. RefSeq names its product inosine-uridine preferring nucleoside hydrolase-like. The coding region runs from base 96 to 1115 and encodes 339 amino acids. NCBI's taxonomy places the organism in Eukaryota, Metazoa, Arthropoda, Insecta, Diptera, Tephritidae. The record is from RefSeq and is a predicted model, not a curated record. Gene Ontology annotation, molecular function: hydrolase activity, hydrolyzing N-glycosyl compounds. The transcript has 6 exons.